Entelurus aequoreus (snake pipefish) is the source of this 3660-nucleotide messenger RNA. Its product is annotated as 2-amino-3-ketobutyrate coenzyme A ligase, mitochondrial-like. Gene Ontology annotation, molecular function: glycine C-acetyltransferase activity; pyridoxal phosphate binding. NCBI's taxonomy places the organism in Eukaryota, Metazoa, Chordata, Actinopteri, Syngnathiformes, Syngnathidae. The transcript is spliced from 9 exons. Gene Ontology annotation, biological process: biosynthetic process; L-threonine catabolic process. The record is from RefSeq and is a predicted model, not a curated record. Bases 47 to 1330 code for a protein of 427 amino acids.
UCCGGUGUGUGUGUUUUUCCCCCCGCUAACCGAAGCACACAUCCUCAUGGCCAUGUCUCUGGGUCAAGCUGGCCGGGUUCUGGUGAAACCCCUCCGGGUUGUCCUUCAGCCCCCAGCCUUGCUCUUCAACCGGAGCUACACGGCUAUUGCGGAAGCCCGAGCCGUGUUAAACGGCGAGCUCGAGUCUAUUCGCACGGCGGGGACGUGGAAAUCGGAGAGGAUCAUCUCCUCCAAGCAGGGACCGCACAUCAACGUGGACGGAAGCCGCAUUUUGAACUUCUGUGCCAACAACUACCUUGGCUUGUCCAGUCACCCAGAGGUGGUGCAGGCAGGGAUCGACGCUCUCAAGUCGUACGGCGCUGGACUGAGCUCGGUCAGAUUCAUCUGCGGUACUCAGGAUUUGCACAAAAACCUGGAGAAGAAGUUGGCAGAGUUCCACGAGAGGGAGGACUGCAUCCUCUACGCCAGCUGUUUCGACGCCAACGCCGGACUGUUUGAGGUCCUGCUGGGUCCCGAGGACGCCGUGUUGUCCGACGAGCUCAACCACGCCUCCAUCAUCGACGGCAUCCGUCUGUGUCGGGCCAAGCGGCUGCGCUACAAACACCUGGACCUCAGAGACCUGGAGAGCAAGCUCAAGGAGUCUCAGUCCUCUCGCAUGCGGCUGGUGGUGACAGACGGGGUCUUCUCCAUGGACGGGGACGUGGCCCCUCUCGUAGGAAUCUGUGACCUGGCGGAGCAGUACGGGGCCAUGGUGUUCAUCGAUGAAUGCCACGCCACCGGUUUCCUGGGUCCUCGGGGCAGAGGAACUGAUGAGCUCCUGGGCGUGAUGGAGCGUGUUGACAUCGUCAACUCCACCCUGGGAAAAGCCCUGGGAGGUGCAGCUGGUGGUUACACGGUGGGCCCCAAGCCUCUCAUCGACCUGCUUCGGCAGCGUUCUCGGCCCUACCUCUUCUCCAACUCCCUGCCUCCUCCCGUGGUGGGCUGUGCCACGCGGGCGGUGGAGCUGCUGCUGGCCUCCAGUGACAUUGCCCACACCAUGUCUGCCAAGACCAUGAGGUUCCGGAACAAGAUGACCGAGGCGGGCUUCACCAUCUCAGGCUCCGCCCACCCCAUCUGCCCGGUGAUGCUGGGCGACGCGCGGCUGGCGUCGCUCAUCGCGGACGACAUGCUGAAGCUAGGAGUCUACGUGAUCGGGUUCUCCUUCCCGGUGGUUCCCAAAGGCAAAGCCAGAAUCCGCGUUCAGAUUUCGGUGGCGCACACGGACGACGACAUCGAUCACUGCGUGGACGCCUUCGUUCAGACGGCUCGCAAGCAUGGCGUCGUGUCUUGAAGACCAGGGAAGUGACUUGACUUCUUGACUAUAUUGACCAGGAUCAAUACACAAUGUUAUUGAUCAUCCUGGGGGGGAAAUAAUGUUUUCCACUUGGUAUUAAAUACAUGACUCAAGUUGAAAUAUUGUGUGCAGCCAAAGUGAGUCAAUAUUUAUACUCUGCAAAUUAAAUAUUUAUACUCUGCAAAUUGAAUAUUUAUACUCAGCAAAGAGGAAACUGUCAAGGUUGACUUUGAUAUAAAAUGUAUAAAAAAGUGUUUAUUUCCACUUGAUUAGUCACUAAACACCAAAGUGUAAAAAAAGGCUGUUUACUUAUUUUAAAGUGUCCUUGCUAACUAAAAAUAAUAAUAAUAAACAAUGAAUUAAAAUCAAUGUUAUAAAUUAUUGAUCCAAUUUUUUUACAUCAAAUAUUUUACUUUGAAAUAUUUUUAGGGACAAUAUAGCAUUUUUAUGUCAAAUAUUUAGUGUGUUUGCCAUAAAAAAAAGAUUUGUAUUAUUAAAUUUAUAUAUAUAUAUAUAUUUUUGUUUGUAUGCAGACAAGUUUUGUCAUUUAUCUGGGGUAGGUUCCUGCCUUUUUAAACCCCUAAACAUGUUAGAGAAAAUGAAUGAAUAAAUGAGGUUUUUGUUUCGUUGAAAUCUCGAGAUUUAAAAAAAUGAAAACAACUUUUUUUAACACUUUUCACCCCCUGCGACACCAAAAGGGAAAAGCGGUAGAAAAUGGAUGGAUGGAUGAGUGGGGUCCUUUUGGAUCCCUGAUAAUUUUAGUAGGAUAGUUUUUAAACUGUCAUUGCUAAUAAUAAAUAAUAAUAAUGAAUCAAAAUCAAUGUUGUUAUAAAUGAUUGACCUAUUUAGGGAUACUAAUAUUUUACUUUGAAAUAUUUCUGUGGACAAUAUUGCAUGUUUAUGUCAAUUAUUUUCUGUGUUUGCCAUUAAAAAAGUUUUCGUUGACAAAAAGGGCUAAAAAUAAACAAAAUAAAACAUGAAAAAAUACUAAAAAUGUACAAUUGUGGGACAGAUCUGAAGUGGAUCUUGAGAUUUAAGUGUUGAAAGUAAAAAAAAAUUUAAAAUUCAUAAUUAUUUUUAACACUUUUCACCCCUCGCUACCCCAAAAAGGAAAAGCGGUAAAAAAUGGACGGAUGGAUGAGUGGGGUCCUUUUGGAUCCCUGAUAAUUUUAGUAGGAUAGUUUUUAAACUGUCAUUGCUAAUAAUAAAUAAUAAUAAUGAAUCAAAAUCAAUGUUGUUAUAAAUGAUUGACCUAUUUAGGGAUACUAAUAUUUUACUUUGAAAUAUUUCUGUGGACAAUAUUGCAUGUUUAUGUCAAAUAUUUUCUGUGUUUGCCAUUAAUAAAGUUUUCGUUGACAAAAAGGGCUAAAAAUAAACAAAAUAAAUCAUGAAAAAAUACUAAAAAUGUACAAUUGUGGGACAGAUCUGAAGUGGAUCUUGAGAUUUAAGUGUUGGAAGUAAAAAUAAUGUAUUUUUAACACUUUUAUGAGUGGCGUCCUUUUGGAUGCCUGAGAAUUUUAGUGGGAUUUUUUUAACGGACGUUGCUCAAAAUCAAUGUUGUGAAUUAUUGACAUAUUUAGGGAUAUUAUUUUACUUUGAAAUAUUUUUGGGGACAAUAUUGCAUGUUUAUGUCAAAUAUUUCAUGUGUUUGCCAUAAGGAAAGUUUCCAUUAUUACAUUUAUAUAUUUCCCUUUUUUAAGCAGACCAGGUUUGUCAUUUAUCUGGGGUAGGUUCCUGCCUUUUAAACCCCUAAACAUGUUAGAGAAAAUGAAUGAAUAAAUGAGGUUUUUGUUCCGUUGAAAUCUCGAGAUUUAAGGGUUGAAAGUAAAAAAAUUUUAAAAAUUCAUAAUUAUUUUUAACACUUUUCACCCCCCGCUGCCCCAAAAGGGAAAAGCGGUAGAAAAUGGACGGAUGGAUGAGUGGGGUCCUUUUGGAUCCCUGAGAAUUUUAGUAGGAUAGUUUUUAAACUGUCAUUGCUAAUAAUAAAUAAUAAUAAUGAAUCAAAAUCAAUGUUGUUAUAAAUGAUUGACCUAUUUAGGGAUACUAAUAUUUAACUUUGAAAUAUUUCUGUGGACAAUAUUGCAUGUUUAUGUCAAAUAUUUUCUGUGUUUGCCAUUAAAAAAAGUUUUCUAUGGCAAAAAGGGUUAAAAACAUACAAAAUAAAACAUGAAAAAAUAAUACAAAUGUCUUGACAUGCACAAUAAUAAGUUAAGAACUGCACUGCCUCUCUUGUGUCAGACGGUCACAUAAAGGACAAGCGGUAGAAAAUGGAUGGAUUUUGUGUGUUUGCCAUAAAAUAAGUUUUCUAUGACAAAAAGGGUUAAAAG